AUGCAGCCCUUAAUCACCCUUUCUCCAAGCUCUCCAAGCUUCAACUCCUACUCUUCAAACAAGCUAGCAGAGAUUGCAGCAAGGGUCGUCCAAGAAUUCACAAACGAAUCAGAACAAGUAGAAGGCGCGAACAACAACAUUUUCUCUUGGCAAGAACAAGGAGGAGAAGAGAAAAGCAACCACCCACAAAACGACAACGAGGAGGGGGAGGAGGAGGAGGAUGACUUCGAGUUUGCAGUUCUAAGUAGGCCAGAACCACAAUUCCCUCCGAUUUCUGCUGAUGAUAUCUUUUACAACGGCCAAAUCAGACCCUUCUAUCCCUUAUUUAACACCAAGUUACUCUUAGACGACCAAGAAUUCCUGCCCAGAUCGAAAACUGCAACCAAUAGUACCCAAGAUGCCAAGAAACCAAAUAGAUUGCCCCUCAGGAAGCUCUUCUACGAGGACCGUGAAACCUUUUCGUGUUCUUCAUCGGAAGCUGAUGAUAUUGACAGCCUAGAGCCUGGAACUUACUGUGUGUGGACGCCAAAGAAGGAGGAGGGGUCUCCAGGGAGCUGCAAGAAGAGCAGCUCUACAGGGUCUAAUUCAAAGAGAUGGAAGUUCAAAGAUUUUAUUCACCGGAGUAAUAGUGAUGGUAAGGAUACUUUUGUGUUCUUGAUGCCUAAUAACAAGAAGAGUGGCCUCCAUCAUCAGAGAUUAGACAGCGAUGACCAAGAUGGGAAUCAUAAUAAACAGGGCACAGAGAAAAGGAAAGAAGCGAAAGGAGCUGGAGGAGGUUUGUUUCAAUUUCAAGAACAUUAUUACGUGAGGAGUAAAGAAGGUGAUAAACGCCGCUCCUAUUUGCCUUACAGGCCGGAUUUGGUGGGGUUUCUGUCAAAUGUUAAUGGGGUGGGAAGGAAUCUUCAUCCAUUUUGA
Populus trichocarpa (black cottonwood) is the source of this 915-nucleotide messenger RNA. RefSeq lists its product as uncharacterized. Bases 1 to 915 code for a protein of 304 amino acids. NCBI's taxonomy places the organism in Eukaryota, Viridiplantae, Streptophyta, Magnoliopsida, Malpighiales, Salicaceae. The record is from RefSeq and is a predicted model, not a curated record. The transcript has a single exon.